AUCCAUUAACUAGUUAACUACCUAUGAGUUAGUUAGUUAACUGACGGCAGCUGACUGACUUUCUGUGGCGACCCUGGUGAAUCCUCCAGUUGAUCUUCUCAGCCUUGAUUUCCAUUUUCCAGGCCCGUGACGUCGAAGGCUCCCCCGUGAUCCUCCCCCAGGAAUUUCCAUCCUUGCAAACCUGUACAUGAUUCAAUUCUCUGCCGCGAUCGGAGAUGCUACAUUUUUUGGUCAACUUCCCUCCUCUUUCUUCUUGAAUUGCGACUCUGACCGGAUGACUUGACUGUGCUCUCCAAUCUGCCAUGUCACUUCUCCCCGAUCCCCCUCUAAUCUCGCCGACAUGGCAUGGCAAACCUAAACUCCCAGCCAACCAUUCUUCCCAUCGAGACUCCCUUGUCCAUGACCGUCGUUCCCGCCUGAAACUGAUCUCUGUGCCCUCGUUUUCCUCUGUUGUCAGGGAUUCCAUAACGUGGGCGGGGAGUGCAUGGUAUUCCAAAGAUGGCCACCUCAAGGAGGAACCGCGGGAUAUACACGCGACCACGGAGGAUCGUAGACAAGUGCUGUAUCUCAGAAUGCGAAAUGCUGUUUCCUACGAAGAAUGGAAAGAAUGCGCUUGUGAGUUAGACAGGCUAGAGAACAACAACACGUGGAAGGAAACGUUUGAGUGUUCCGAAUACAACCCCCGUCUGGUGGAGGGACGUCUCAAGCAGUUAGAAAUAGCGCGUCUUAGUUGCGAUGUUAGCCGCAUGUUAUACCUCGUUCGCACGGCCUUGAGUCGCGAUCUAGGAAACAUGAGCAACGCCUCUCUCUACAAGCAUACCCAUUUCGGCACCAAGGAUUUGGUCGACCGGUACAUAACGACCGCUGUUGAUACGAUUUCAUCGCUUGUCGAACUGUCCGGUGACAAUCGGUGUGAUGCUGCGGAAUCGAGAUACAUUCUGGAUCAAUUGCUGGCGGCAAGACAGGCCUUUGGACGCAGCGCCCUUCUCUUCUCGGGUGGGGCGACUUUUGGCAUGAACCAUAUUGGUGUUUUGAAGGCGCUUUGGAUGUCGAAACUGCUUCCUCGCAUUAUCUCCGGAGCUUCGGCAGGUAGUAUUGUUUGUGCUGUGUUUUGCACUCGCACCGAGGACGAACUCCCUGCACUUUUGGCGUCGUUCCCUUACGGCAACUUUUCUGUGUUUGAUGAGCAGGAUCGGGCGGAGAAUAUCUUGCAAAAGACAGCUCGCUUCCUCAAAUACGGUGCCUUCUUGGAUAUUUCCAAUCUGGCCAAAGUGAUGCGGAGUUGGCUGGGAGAUAUAACCUUCCAGGAGGCGUAUAACCGGACCCGGAGGAUCCUCAACAUCUGUGUCUCUAGCGCUGGGGUAUACGAACUCCCUCGCCUCUUGAACUAUAUUACCGCCCCGAACGUCCUGAUUUGGUCUGCUGUCGCCGUCUCGUGCUCUGUCCCGAUUGUAUUCUCUCCAUUCACUCUCAUGGCGAAAGAUCCCCUGACAGGAGAUCCGGUUCCGUGGAAUGACCUCCACAAACAAUACAUUGAUGGCUCUGUAGACGGAGACCUUCCAAUGAAUCGACUCGCGGAAAUGUUCAACGUCAACCAUUUUAUUGUCUCCCAAGUGAACCCACAUGUUGUCCCGUUCCUCCCUAAGGAUGAGGAACCGAAGAGCGUGGCUACGCCGACUUCAUCCACCUCCCGAUUGUUCUAUACCGUCACGCGUCUGGCGAAAGAUGAAAUCUUGCACCGGAUGGCCGUGCUCACAGAGCUCGGCAUGUUUCCCACUUCAUUGACCAAGGCGAUCUCGAUCAUGAACCAAAAGUAUUCCGGAGAUAUUAAUAUUUACCCAGAGAUCCUGUAUACGCAUUUCCCGCGCAUUUUGAAGAAUCCGACGACCGACUUUAUGCUCAAAGCAUGUCUCAGCGGAGAACGAGCGACAUGGCCGAAGCUUGCGCGCAUCAGAAACCACUGUGCUAUUGAGUUGGCCUUGGAUUCGGCGAUUCAAAAAAUGCGGGCACGGGUGGCCUUCUGUCACACUCAAGUGGACCUCAUGUCAAGCGCCUUUAUACACCAUUCGAUCCCGUCGCUGGACAGUAGUGGAGGCCGCGGGCGCAGGCGGAGGAGCUCCUAUAGUCAUGAAGUCGAAAGGCGACGGCGUGCCAGGAGUAAAUCCGGUCGCCCAAGCGCGGUAAAAGUAGGGAGAUCCCUCUCUCAUAGUUUUGAGUCAACGAACACUACAAAGGCUAGCCUUGUGGGGAUUGAGGGUCUAGAUUGGAGUCCGGUUCGUUAUCAGAGCAGCAGUUUGGAGGACGACGGACAGUCAGCGCCUCUGUCUGGAAGCGAAGGAGAGACAGAACCGCUAUCCUCGGAGAAAUCCCUCGCUAUGGAGAGCCUGGCUAAUAUUCUUUCGUCUACCCCCGCACAACCUUUCUUCUCACCCGACCCAGAAUGCAGCCCACAGUCUUCCACAGUGUCAUCCUCGUCAGCAUCCUCGCCAUCUCCAACUCCUCGUCCGUCUGUCCGUGCUUCGCACUCUCCGUCGCCGGGGAGACGUACGUCGUUACCCCUGAGGUCGACGUCUCCACCCCGAUUCUUGCUUCGAAUGACACCGGCGAAAUCUGCGACAGCCCCCGCUGUUUCUGAGCUUACCUCUCCUGGGGUGUAUAAUUAAACUUUUGCAACCGAGUGUAGGAUGACCAUUCUUGAUUUUCUGGGUUGCUCUCUCUGGCUUUUGAUCUUUGCUUGGAGACGAACCAUUCUAUGAGACAUGGGGUGUUGGCGCUUCUUAAGUCCUAUGAUAUGAUUCAUGAGGCAUGUUAUAUGAUACACGAACUGUUUGUUUCUAUAAUUGAUACCCUUGGGACGGGGUCACCGAUAUGGGAGUUUGGCGUUGAGGAAGGGGGUAGUCGGACGGGGACG
Messenger RNA from Aspergillus ochraceoroseus IBT 24754, 2911 nucleotides. RefSeq names its product putative Patatin family phospholipase. NCBI's taxonomy places the organism in Eukaryota, Fungi, Ascomycota, Eurotiomycetes, Eurotiales, Aspergillaceae. Bases 303 to 2663 code for a protein of 786 amino acids. The record is from RefSeq and is a predicted model, not a curated record. The transcript is spliced from 3 exons. Gene Ontology annotation, biological process: lipid metabolic process. Gene Ontology annotation, molecular function: triacylglycerol lipase activity.